GAUGAUUGAAGCGGGAGUCCGCGCCGGGAUGGCAGACUACGACUACCGCACCGCCUUGCAUUUAGCGGCCUCCAACGGGCACCUGGAGACCUGCGUUUUCCUGCUGCGCGAGGGCAAGGUGGAUCCGAAUCCUCUCGAUCGGUUCUUGUGCACGCCCUUGGACGACGCCAUUCGGCACGACCAAAUGGACGUGGUGCAGCUUCUGGUGAAGUACAAAGGCAGGCCCUCCUCCGAUGAGGAGUGCCUCGGCACCAUCCGCGAUGAAUUCAUCAAGACCAUGGAGGAGGAGAACAAGCGGAAGGAUUCCGACAAGUUGGAGAAAGAGCUGAAAACCCACGGGUUCGCAGAAGUCUUAGAGCGCCUUACGCGCCUCCGGACGGAGAUCGAGGAUGAGACCCACCAAUUCAUCGCCUCUGCCACCAACAUCCGCUAUGACCUGUGCCGGAUUCUGCACAGCUCCCUGCUCAUGUCCGACGACUCGGCCCGCGGAGCCUCCGAAAUGGAGGCCUUCAACCGCGUGAUGUCCGAUGAGGGCGGCACAGUUUCGAGGCUGAAGUACCUCAUGGAGAAAGAUAUGAAGAGUUUCGACAGCUGCGCCUCAAAGAUCUUGGAGAACGUCGACAACGAGCUCCUGCCGUGGCUGAACAGCCUGCGGUCCAACAGCCACACCAAGGGCCUUCUGCCGCUGCUCAUGCCCUCCAUCUUCGAGGAUUUGGGUGACCUCACCUCCGUUCUGCGGCACGUGAAGGCGCUUUUGCCGCGGCUCAUGGUGAAGCUGCAGCACGGCGGCCAGGGACUAGGCUUGGAGUGCAAAGCCUUCGGACUGCUCUACUGCAGGUUCCUUCAACCGAGGAGCUCAGAUCUGCAGGAUUUGCUCUUCCAGGCCUUACAGCUCUUGGUGGAGAAUCAGAAGGAUUUGCAGCCCUGGCCAGCCGCACCCCGCACGCAGCAGGCGCUGGAGCAGUUCCGGACCUCCAACCUGGUGGCCUCCAUGACCUGCGGCUUGCAGCGCAAGCCCUUCAAGCCGCCAGAGCAAAAGAUUCGGGAGCUCGCAGAGCAGGAGGAAGAAUCGAUGUAGGCCCAGCUGUGCCCAAGCGGAGGUGAUGGCGCACAAGGCGCAGUUAGACGUCGCCACCUGCCAAAGGCAAGUGGCCGCGUUCUGAAGUGUCACCCGGCUGCGAAAGUUUCGGCCUUCGAUUGAGUCGUGGACGUUUCUAUGGUUGGG
This is a messenger RNA of Effrenium voratum, 1225 nucleotides long. Lineage: Eukaryota; Dinophyceae; Suessiales; Symbiodiniaceae. The record is from the annotation of a GenBank genome assembly.